UACACAGAUAUAUGGAAAUGGCUGCUCGAACAUCUACGCCCUUCUUCUGGUUUGGCUACUUGUGUGUCGUCCUGUUUGUGUCUGCAGACCAGAAAAACAUACCAGCUAAGUCUGGACAGGACGUCACUCUGACAUGUCGAGCUCCAAACAACAACAAACCUAUCAUAAUUGCAGAGUGGAGCAGAGCUGACUUGGACACAGAGUAUGUCCUUUUGUAUCGGGGUGAGCAAUUUGUUCCAGACAACCAGCAUCCAUCUUUUAAGAACCGGGUGGAUCUGCAGGACAGACAGAUGAAGGAUGGAGACGUGUCUUUGAUUCUGAAGAAUGUGACGACUGCUGACAGUGGGAUGUACAAGUGUCGUGCAUUUUUGAGUCAAACACGAUCGUGGGAAUCCAUCAACAACAUCUACCUGAGUGUUGAUCCUCCAGGUGAGUGA
Oreochromis niloticus (Nile tilapia) is the source of this 437-nucleotide messenger RNA. Its product is annotated as selection and upkeep of intraepithelial T-cells protein 7-like. Bases 12 to 437 code for a protein of 141 amino acids. Gene Ontology annotation, biological process: T cell receptor signaling pathway; regulation of cytokine production. Gene Ontology annotation, cellular component: external side of plasma membrane. Gene Ontology annotation, molecular function: signaling receptor binding. The record is from RefSeq and is a predicted model, not a curated record. NCBI's taxonomy places the organism in Eukaryota, Metazoa, Chordata, Actinopteri, Cichliformes, Cichlidae. The transcript has 2 exons.